Messenger RNA from Chanos chanos (milkfish), 5364 nucleotides. It is a transcript of the gene nrxn2b, whose product is annotated as neurexin 2b. NCBI's taxonomy places the organism in Eukaryota, Metazoa, Chordata, Actinopteri, Gonorynchiformes, Chanidae. The coding region runs from base 403 to 5364 and encodes 1653 amino acids. The record is from RefSeq and is a predicted model, not a curated record. The transcript has 18 exons.
UUAAUUGGGAACAAAAGCUAAGGAUAAAAUUAGGGCAGCUCUACCCUUUCCUCAUUUUUCCUUUCUAGUCCCAGAGGCACCAACCAAUGGAAAGAUUAAGGAGAGAGUCAGGAUAAAGCCGAGACAACGCCAAGGAGAAGAAAAAAAAAAAAAGGGAAAAGCGUCAGGGAAACUGCUGAAUCGACAGGGUGUAGAACUGGGUCCCAGGAGGUUUGUUGUAUCUGGCGUUACCCAGAGUCACAGGACUAACUCUUUCUGAGGAGGAACAAAAAAAAAAAAAGUCACUUGGUGCUAUUUUACCUCUAGCGAACAACAGCGAAAAGAAUAACCGACCUUUUGGUGCAGGAUUUAAGCCGAACGGACACAGUGGGAAAUACUCCGGACUGUAUUAGCAUUCAGAGAAUGGCUGGGAGGUGGAGAUCCACGGGGGGUACCCUGGGUUGCCUGGCACUCGCCGGGCUUUUGCUAACUGCAGGGGCGUUGGAGUUCGGUGGCACCCCGGGCCAGUGGGCGCGCUACGCCCGCUGGGAGGCGGGCUCGGUCGGCGAACUGAGCUUCAGCCUGAAGACCAACGUGAGCAAAGCUCUCGUCCUCUACCUGGACGACGGAGGCAACUGCGACUUCCUGGAGCUCCUGAUCGCGGGCGGACACCUGCAGCUACGGUUCGCCAUCCACUGCGCCGAACCCGCGACCCUGCAGAUGGAGACCCGUGUCAACGACGACCGUUGGCACAUGGUUCUGCUCACCCGCAACUUUCGGGAGACCAUGCUGAUGGUGGACGGGGAGACCAAAGUGGCAGAGGUGCGUUCCAAACGAAAGGAGAUGGCGGUCGUCAGCGACCUGUUCGUCGGAGGAAUCCCGCCGGACGUCCGUCUGUCCGCGCUCACCUCCAGCACGGUGAAGUACGAGCCGCCCUUCAUGGGCCUGAUCUCUAACCUGAAGGUGGGCGAGAUGCCUCCUACCCUGCUGAACAGCCAGGGCAUCCAGAGUGACUUGGAGUACCUGUGCACCAAACAGAACCCGUGUCUGAACGGAGGCUUCUGCUCCAUCCAGUUCGGGGAGGUCCACUGUGACUGCUCACAUACUCGCUUCAAAGGGAAAUACUGCAAGGAAGGUAAAGAGGAGUCAGUGGCCACGUUUAAAGGGAAUGAGUUCUUCUGUUACGACCUGUCUCUGACACCCAUCCAAAGCAGCACGGACGAGAUCACGCUCUCCUUCCGCACGCUGCAGCGAAACGGACUCAUGCUUCACACUGGCAAGUCCGCCGACUACGUCAACCUGUCCCUGAAGAGCGGAGCUGUCUGGUUGGUCAUAAACCUGGGCUCGGGCGCGUUCGAGGCCCUGGUCGAACCCGUUAACGGAAAGUUCAACGACAACGCCUGGCAUGAUGUUCGCGUCACCAGAAACCUCCGCCAGCAUUCAGGCAUUGGACACGCUAUGGUAAACAAACUGCAUUAUAUGGUGACCAUCUCAGUGGAUGGUAUUCUCACCACCACUGGUUACACACAGGAAGACUACACCAUGUUGGGCUCGGAUGAUUUUUUCUACAUCGGCGGGAGUCCGAACACGGCGGACCUGCCCGGUUCACCCGUCAGUAACAACUUCAUGGGCUGCCUGAAAGAUGUGGUCUACAAAAACAACGACUUUAAGUUGGAGCUCUCCCGUCUCGCCAUCGAACGCGACCCGAAGAUCAGUCUCCACGGCGACCUGGUGUUCCGCUGCGAGGACGUGGCCGCUCUCGACCCCGUGACCUUCGAGACGCCCGAAUCCUACAUCGCCCUUCCCAGGUGGGACACGAAGAAAACCAGUUCCAUCUCCUUCGACUUCCGCACCACCGAGCCCAGCGGGCUGCUGCUCUUCAGUCAUGGGCGUCCCCAGGGUCCUAAAGAGCAGCGUCCAGGCAGGGAGCUGAAAACGGAUUACUUCGCCAUGGAGCUGCUGGAUGGAUUCCUCUACCUGCUGAUGGAUAUGGGCUCGGGGAGCAUUAAGUUAAAGGCCAGUAAUAAGAAAGUGAAUGACGGGGAGUGGUGUCACGUCGACUUUCAGAGGGAGGGACGUAAAGGGUCCAUAUCGGUGAACAGCAGGACAAUGCCCUUUAACACUAAUGAGGGGAGUGAGAUUUUGGACCUGGAUGGAGACAUGUACUUGGGGGGGUUACCCGAAUUGCGCCAGGGUCUGAUUCUGCCCCCGGAGGUCUGGACCGCCCUCCUCAACUACGGCUACGUGGGCUGCGUUCGCGACCUCUUCAUCGACGGGAAGAGUCGGGACGUCCGGCGUCUGGCCGAGAUCCAGAGCGCUCCGGGCGUGAGCAGCUUCUGCACGCGGGAGCUACAGAAGAGGUGCAGCAGCGCCCCCUGUGGCAACGGAGGGCAGUGCAAGGAGGGCUGGAACCGUUACAUCUGCGACUGCACUGGCACCGGAUACCUGGGCAGCAACUGCGAGAUCGAGGCGACGGUCCUGAGUUAUGAUGGGAGUAUGUACCUGAAGAUCAUCCUGCCGGGCACCAUGCACACAGAGGCAGAGGAUGUCGCCCUUCGUUUCAUGUCUCAGCGCGCCUACGGUCUCCUCAUGGCCACCACCUCCAAAGAGUCCGCCGACACGCUCCGCCUGGAGCUCGACGGGGGACGGGUGAAGCUCACCGUCAACCUAGGUAAAGGUCCAGAGACUCUGUUCGCUGGGCAGAAACUCAACGACAAUGAGUGGCACUCCGUCAGAGUCCUCCGCCGAGGCAAAAACCUGCAGCUCUCUGUGGACAACGUCACUGUGGAAGGUCAGAUGACGGGCGCCCACACUCGUCUGGAGUUCCAUAACAUCGAGACGGGAAUCAUGACCGAGCGACGUUUCAUCUCCGUCGUUCCUUCCAACUUCAUCGGCCACCUUCAGGGCCUGACGGUCAACAGCGUGCCUUACCUGGACCAGUGCAAGAACGGAGACAUUUCCUACUGCGAGCUCAACGCCCGCUUCGGCCUGCGUCACAUCAUCGCCGACCCUGUGACCUUUCGAAAUAAAGGCAGCUACCUGGCGUUAGCCACGUUACAGGCCUACGCCUCCAUGCACCUGUUUUUCCAGUUUAAGACCACCACGCCCGACGGACUCCUGCUCUUCAACAGCGGCGACGGGAGUGACUUCAUCGUUGUGGAGCUGGUCAAAGGGUACGUCCAUUACGUCUUUGACUUGGGGAACGGGCCGUCGCUCAUGAAGGGGAACUCGGAGAAACCCCUCAAUGACAACCAGUGGCACAACGUGGUGGUUUCCCGGGACACCAACAACAUCCACACGCUCAAGAUCGACUCGCGCACUGUCACUCAGCACUCCAAUGGAGCCCGUAACCUGGAUCUCAAAGGAGAGCUGUAUAUUGGUGGUGUAGCAAAGAGCAUGUAUAACAGCCUGCCUAAGCUGAUUGCGUCCCGGGACGGGUACCAGGGCUGCCUGGCCUCAGUGGACCUGAAUGGGAGACUACCAGACCUGAUCGCAGAUGCCCUCCACCGGGUGGGCCAGGUGGAACGAGGAUGUGACGGACCCAGUACCACCUGCACGGAGGACUCCUGCUAUAACCAGGGGGUGUGUCUCCAGCAGUGGGAGGGCUUCUCCUGCGACUGCACCAUGACGUCCUACGGGGGUUCGUACUGCAGCGAUCCUGGGACCACCUAUAUUUUCGGAAGAGGAGGAGCCCUCAUCACUUACACCUGGCCGCCUAACGACCGGCCCAGUACCCGGGCAGACCGGCUGGCGGUUGGCUUCAGUACCCAGCUGAAAGAGGCGGUGCUGGUACGGGUGGAGAGCGCCAAAGGACUGGGAGACUAUCUGGAGCUGCACAUAGAGCGAGGAAAGAUCGGCGUGAUCUUCAACGUGGGGACCGAUGACAUUUCCAUUGAGGAGAGUGCGGUGAUGGUGAGCGACGGGAAGUACCACGUGGUUCGUUUCACACGCAGUGGAGGAAACGCCACGCUACAGGUGGACAACCAGCCCGUCAUAGAACGCUUCCCAUCAGGGAACUUUGAUAAUGAACGCCUGGCUAUUGCUAGACAAAGAAUCCCCUACCGUCUCGGUCGUGUAGUCGACGAAUGGCUACUCGACAAAGGUCGGCAGUUGACGAUCUUUAACAGCCAGGCGUUCAUUAAGAUUGGUGGUGGAGAGAAAGGCCGUCAUUUUCAGGGACAGAUCUCGGGGCUCUAUUAUAACGGCCUGCAGGUUCUCAAACUGGCCGCGGAAGGUGACCCCAACGUACAGGUCCAGGGCAACCUGCGACUGGUCGGUGACGUGCCGUCCGUCAUGACCACGGACACUACCUCCACCACCCCGCUGGCAGAUAUGUCCACCACCAUCAUGGAAACCACCACUACCAUGGCAACAACCACCACACGCAAACAGCGCUCACCAACGAUGAGAGACAGUGUCACUCAGAACACAGAUGAUCUGUUAGUUGCAUCUGCGGAAUGCCCAAGUGAUGAUGAGGAUUUGGAGGAGUGUGAACCUGGAAAUGGUGAAUUAGUGUUGCCCAUUUUAACCGUGGACUCCCUUGACCCCCCCUCCGUGGCCACUCGAUUCCCAGUCAUCCCCCCACCCCCUACCUACCGCCCUUUCCUCACCCUGCUUGAAACCACCAAAGAGUCCCUCCCCCUCCCCAAUGGACGCCCCCCUUGCCCCUUGGACCAAGAGGACUGCGACGAACCCAUGGAGGUCUCGGCUUACGGCUCGGGCGAGAUGACCGAGUCGGACGACGAAGACUACUACAAAAACUCGCCGCUGGUCACAGACCGGACGGUCCUGCCCCCUCCCCCCGCCGCUGAGAACCCCCGCGACCGUCAUUUCUCUCGCCCGCCCAACUCUCACCGCCCCCCCGUCCCCUCCACCCCCACCGCCCACCCCGAACAGCUGGUACCCCGGCUCAAACCUGGCAGCAGCAGCAGCGGAGGGCACAUCCCGGCGGGCAAAAUGAUCACCCGCGACCAGGUGCUACUGCCGCCCGCCCAGCCGUCCGGCGACCCCGACCACAGCGGGCGGCACAGGCACAUCCCUGGCAUAACUUACCCCCCCAAUUUCCCUCAUGUGCCCACCACAGACCCCUCCUCGCCUGGUAGAGGACCCCCGGAACCGGUGGAGGUGAUCCGCGAGUCCAGCAGCACCACGGGUAUGGUGGUUGGGAUCGUGGCAGCGGCCGCCCUCUGCAUCCUCAUCCUCCUCUACGCCAUGUAUAAGUACCGGAACCGCGACGAAGGCUCCUACCAGGUGGACCAGAGUCGAAAUUACAUCAGUAAUUCGGCCACGCAAAGCAACGGAGCGCUGGUGAAGGAGAAGCAGCCGGGAACCGCCAAAACGGCCACCAAGAACAAGAAGAACAAAGACAAGGAAUACUACGUCUGA